Salvelinus namaycush (lake trout) is the source of this 3099-nucleotide messenger RNA. RefSeq names its product coiled-coil domain-containing protein 106-like. Lineage: Eukaryota; Metazoa; Chordata; Actinopteri; Salmoniformes; Salmonidae. The coding region runs from base 1044 to 2156 and encodes 370 amino acids. Gene Ontology annotation, cellular component: nucleoplasm. The transcript is spliced from 8 exons. The record is from RefSeq and is a predicted model, not a curated record.
GACAGAGGGCGUCCUAAUUUCCUGUCUCCAGUCUUGAUUCAAACAAGCUGUGUUUAUUUGUAGCCUUGGUAGCUAAACUAACAAGAUAAAUCAUCCAAUCUAGGUCUAAAAUGUCGGAUUUUGAUGAAUUCGAGAGAUUGUUGACUGAAAAUAAGAAAGGGAUCCUGUGACUUUGUCACUGUGACUCUCCCCUGCUCGCCGCCUCUUCCUCCCUCUUUCCCCCUUCAGAGCGGGACAAGGAGAAUCGGCAUGGGUGGCGUACUCCGUCCCGCAGUCUCAGCCGAGAGAGGAAGAAGAGGUGCCGGGAAAGCAGGAAGAGCAGGGAAAGCCGCAGCGACAGCAAGGAACGUCGUCGACACAGGCGCAGGUGGAUACUGUACAAGUAUUUGAAAUGAGUUGCACUUCCAUUUUGUGUGAAUAGCUUUCUGUGGAUCAUUGACUGGUUUGAACUAUUUCUUUCCCCACCUUUAUGCAAGAAUUAACAAAAUACCCUUGUUUUAACUGUUAUUUCAGCAUACAGACUCAAAAACAAUCCCAAGAGACUGUUGUGAGGUACAGUAUUACAGCAGACAGUGACGUGCAUGACACUAUCAAAGUUGAACUGCUAAUUAUGAGUCAGCUGUCCAUCUGUUAGUUAAGUAAUAUACUUGGUGGUUGUUGAGUGUUCUAAUGUUAGAAUGGUUCUUAAUACAAACAAGGUCAAGGUAAGGGGAGACGACUUGGAUCUAUAAUGGUCAGAGGCUUGCUUUGAAAUCGGGGCUUAUAUUAUGGUAAAUGUCUGAUGUUUAAACCAUAUACAAAUGGGAGCAUGUAGAUGCCAGGUAGAUAGUUAUAACACAUUGCUCUUCGAACUCUAUCAAUCCAAAAUGUAUUUUUAUAUCCCAUUGAUUCCCAUACUUUUGUGCUAUCCAUUAACCUCCGUCCACACGGUCUCUGCAUUGCAAGGCUAUAUGUCCAUCUCUCCUGUCCCCUCCUGUCUCUCUCCUACAGUCGCUCUCCAGCUCUGCACAGAGAGAAGAAGAAGAAAGUGAGGAAGUACUGGGAUGUCCCGGCACCAGGCUUCGAGCAUAUCACCCCCCUGCAGUACAAGGCUAUGCAGGAUUUGCAGAACAGCACUCAACCCACGAAGGAUGACUGAUCGGACAAGCACGAGGAAUGCAACGGGUCUGUAUAAUGUUGUGGAUGAAUAUGAAGUCUCCUUCCCCUUUGAGGAGAACCAGGGCCGGUCUGCCUAUCUGAACCAGAGUGAGCAGAUUUUGGAAGAGGCGGCUUCUGAAAUGCCUCCGCACUACAGCCCGUUCAUGCUGAUCACCAACCUGCGCACCCACCUUUGUGUGUCCCUGGAGAAGAAUUCGUGGCUGCAGAAGCGCAUCGAGGACCUGGAGGAGGAACGCAACUUCCUGCGCUGCCAGCUGGAACGCUUUGUCUCCUCCAUGAGGACGCCGGAGAGCAACCGUAAAGACUGGGGUGUUGGUGGUGGGGAGCACUUUUCUACUGACUUCCCACUGGGCACAGAUGUCAUUUCAGCAUCUAUUCCAGAGAGAGCUCCAAGCCCUCCUCCUUCGCCCAUGACCACCAGGUCUGGAAUGCUACGGAAACACGUCCAGAGCCAACCUCACACAUGUAGCAGCAGAGUACCUGUAAAACAGGAGGUGCGUGUGAUCGAAGAAGAUAAGUACUUUGAGGAAGACGGUUAUAUGGAGGAAGAGGAAGUGGAAGAGGAGGACGAUUCAUCGGACGAGAAGAUGUCCAAGAAAAGGGGAUCCAAGAAUGGUGGGGAGCCAAGAAUGAAAAUGAGACGGGUUUUCCGGAUUACUCGGGGCAAGGAAAGACAAAGAGUGAAAGAUCCUGACGGUGUGCUCCAUCGGUACCAGAAGAUCCUCCUCACCUACCAGCGCCUGAGGAGCAUGUCCAAGGCCUUCCAGGUCCACCGGGUGGACCGCAACACUAUGGCCUCCACAUCCCCCAUCGCCGAGCUGCUGCUGGUAGCCCCAGAGAAGGUGGCCGAGGUGGGCGAGUUUGAGUCUUCCAAGGAGAAGCUCCUGGACUACGCCCGUCGCUGCUACAAGGCCCUGGACGAGCCCAUGCACGCCAAAGUGGCAGCCAUGAAGAAGAACCACCUGCUUCUGCCCAUCUCCUACAGGUUCAGAAACUAAUGGAAGGUCUUUUCCUCCUAUAAGAUUAGACAUGGAGGGAAGGUAGACUGAAAAGUUAUUGACCUUAAUGGGGAGUCGCAUACCUAAGGCUUCGUUAAGAGCCAUUUGGCUCUAGCUUCAGAUUAUUAUAAUUUUUUUUUGUAUUUAUUUUUUUACCUCUUCUCUUGAAGUAUCUUAUUCAUUGUGUUUGAAUCAUCUUCUGAAGGGCUAAUUGCAGGAUUACUGCAUUGGGGCACCGAGAGUAGUUUUUCAUUGUUGAGCGAGAGAUAUGUUUGCCCAUCUUUUUUUAUUGCAAGGAAAGAGAUGGAAUUUGUGUAAAAGGUUGUAGUCUGUCACUGUAUUCACUAAAAGCCACACACUGGAUAAUUUUGUGACGUAGCCUAUUACAGCAGUUACAUAGAAAAAUAAUGUUGGCUCCAUCCUGCUGUUCAUGGUAAUUGGAUUACGUUUUUAUAGUCUUUGAUUCAUGGCUAUCUUUCAUUGUCAGGUGGCACAGCAGAAUGAUGAUCUGCGGUGUGAGUUUCUGCAUGAAUGGUAGAAGCACUGGCAUACUGCAGACACUGUAUUCCUUCCUUUGAGAGCCCUGCUAGUUUUUGUAGAUGACUGCCAUUCAGGGAAAUAUUUUCUACAAGUUUGCAGAGUCCAAAUUAAUGGAAAAUGUGAAGAAUUUGAGCAUACAUCAAAUGUUGUUUUGAUGGUAAAGACAGUUAAUGGACAGGCACACCGUUCUGAGCCGUGAGUUUAAAGAAACUCCACCUGUACAUGUUUAUUUGUUUUCAUUGUUGAACCAUUUGUUAAUACCUGAUCCACAGCUACAAUAUUAUUUUGUUAAUUUGUAUUUAUUGACAUUUUCUUUCCACAUUUCGAUAGUAUAUUGAGUUCAGUGAAAGCAGUGUAACCCAUCUGCUGUACAAUAAAAAAAACAUUGUUUGCGCAAAAUGCA